Condylura cristata (star-nosed mole) is the source of this 5777-nucleotide messenger RNA. RefSeq names its product RAB11 family interacting protein 5 (class I) (gene RAB11FIP5). The transcript has 6 exons. NCBI's taxonomy places the organism in Eukaryota, Metazoa, Chordata, Mammalia, Eulipotyphla, Talpidae. The annotation marks the transcript as partial. Gene Ontology annotation, biological process: regulated exocytosis. Gene Ontology annotation, molecular function: small GTPase binding. Gene Ontology annotation, cellular component: early endosome; secretory granule; mitochondrion. The record is from RefSeq and is a predicted model, not a curated record.
CUGCGGGCCCGCGGGCUGCGGGGCAAGAGCUCGGGCGCGGGCAGCACCAGCGACGCGUACACGGUGAUCCAGGUAGGCCGCGAGAAGUACAGCACGUCGGUGGUGGAGAAGACGCAAGGAUGCCCCGAGUGGCGCGAGGAGUGCUCCUUCGAGCUGCCGCCCGGCGCCCUGGACGGUCUGCUGCGGGCGCAGGAAGCCGAGGCCAGCCCGGCGCCCUGGGCCGCGGGCUCCGCCGCCGCCUGCGAGCUGGUGCUCACCACCAUGCACCGCUCGCUCAUCGGCGUGGACAAGUUCCUGGGCCAGGCCACCGUGGCGCUGGAUGAGGUCUUCGGCGAAGGCCGCGCGCAGCACACUCAGUGGUACAAGCUGCACUCCAAGGCCGGCAAGAAGGAGAAGGAGCGUGGGGAGAUCCAGGUCACCAUCCAGUUCACGCGCAACAACUUGAGCGCCAGCAUGUUCGACCUGUCCAUGAAGGACAAGCCGCGGUCCCCCUUCAGCAAGAUCAAGGACAAGAUGAAGGGCAAGAAGAAGUACGAGCUCGAAUCUGCCUCUGCCAUCCUCCCAAGCAGUGCCCUGGAGGAUCCUGACCUGGGCAGCCUGGGCAAGAUGGGCAAAGCCAAAGGCUUCUUCCUCCGAAACAAGCUGCGCAAGUCGUCCCUCACCCAGUCCAACACUUCUCUGGGCUCGGACAGCACCCUGUCCUCCGCCAGCGGGAGCCUGGCCUACCAGGGGCCCGGCGCUGACCUCCUCACCCGCUCACCCAGCCGCACCAGCUGGCUGUCCACCGAAGGGGGUAGGGACUCAAUGCAGUCCCCCAAGCUGCUCACGCACAAAAGGACAUACAGCGAUGAGGCCAGCCAGAUGCGAGCGGCUCCUCCCCGAGCCCUCCUUGACCUCCAGGGCCAGCUGGACGUGGCCUCUCGCUCUUCCCUCUGUGUCAACGGGAGCCAUAUUUACAACGAGGAGCCCCAGGCCCCCAUGCGGCACCGCAGCUCCAUCUCGGGCUCAUUUCCACUCUCCAGCUCCCUGCACAGUGCCUCUUCCCGGCCCUCUGAGGAGGGGCCCAGGUCUGCAGAUGACUCCUGGGGCAGAGGCAGCCGUAGCACCAGCAGCUCGGAGGUGGCCCCUGGACAGGAGGAGCCGAGCAAUCAGGCUGUCGGGGCUGGCCGCUCUGGAGAGGAGGAGGCGGCCCGGCUUCUGGAGGGGAAGCCCGUGCAGGUCGCCACGCCCAUGGUGGCCUCUGCUGAGGCCUUGGCAGAGAAGGAGGGCGCCCGGAAGGAGGAGCGGAAGCCCCGGAUAGGCCUCUUCCACCAUCACCACCAGGGGCUGGGUCGGAGUGAGUUGGGGCGUCGCAGCUCUCUGGGGGAGAAAGGGGGCCCUCUCCUAGGGGCCUCCCCCCACCACUCAUCCAGCGGGGAGGAAAAGUCCAAGAGUAGCUGGUUUGGCUUGAGAGAAGCUAAGGAACCAACUCAGAAACCCAGCCUGGACGUGUCUCCUCAGGUAGAAUCUGACCCAGCUGCUCUUCCUCACCACCUCCCCUGCUCCCCCUGUGCUCCGGCCCCCCCCACUCCUGCUCCCACCGCUGCUCCCAUGCUAAGCACUAACCUUUUUGCAGCCGCCUCCCCUGCUGCCGCCGCCGCCGCCACAGCUGCCCCUGAAGCCACCCCGGCUGGAUUUUGGGGUCUCACCAACCCAUUCCUCACCUCCUUGCAGAACAACCCUUUCUUCGAGGAACUCAUAGCCGACAUAGCACUAAACUCUCCUUCACCUGCUCCCUCUCUCCCCAGUGCCUCGAGGGCCAGCCCCACCCCCCUGGCCUCCCCUGGGAAAACCCUGCCUGAGUGGGACGACACCUUCAACGUUUUUGCUGCCAGCAGGCUGUGUCCAGAGGCCAGGAGUGAAAUCCUGGCCCCUGCAGGAGUGGGGCUGGAGGCGACUGGGCUGAACGACCCAGGCCCCAGGGCCAUGGCAGAGGAUGCAGCUGAGCCCCAGGGGGACCCUGGGGGCGGAGGAAGAGGUGGGAGCAGCGUGUGGCUGGAGCCCAGGGUGCCUCUGGACUUGGGACUGGACCGCCAGAGCAGCACACGUGCAGCUGGCCCAGGGGCCCUCGGGUCGGGAGGGGCCGGCCCGCCUUCCACGUCAGACCCGCUGCACCAGAGAGCCUCAGACUCGGAAGCAGACAGGGAGCCACUGGCCCCAGGAGGGGAAGCAGGGCAGAGUCCAGCAAACAGUGCCACAUCUCUGUUUAGCUCCCCAGAAGUGAUCAGUGUGUGGGAGAGGCUGCCUGGCCCCGACGACGCCCCUGAGGGCCAGGAUGAGGAGGUCUCCCGCGGCAAAAGCCAGCCGUUCCACGAGCUCAAUGCAACGGAGGAUUCCUGGCCUUGGGAUGUGGUCACCGUUUCUCCCGCAGCUGAGACGUCCGCACUAGUCCUGCAGGGAGCAUCUGAUGGACUGCCUCCUCCUCAAGUGCAGCCAGAGUCACCAGAAGCUGUGAGCCCCAAGGGGAGCGAGGGGCUCCCCCCACUGGAACUGGAGCCAGAACCCCAAUCUGAGCGGGUAUUGGACAAGGGGCUGCAGCCCAGCAGUCCACCUCCCAAGCCACCACGCCUCUUCACGCCCUCGGAUUUCAAGGAGGAGGAGGAGGAGGCGGGGGGGCUGCGCAGCAGCGGGGCAGAGGCAGGAGGGGAAAAUGCCUUCCCAAGUGGGCUGGUUGCUGGUCCCCAGGAGGCCAAGGAGGAGGGUGAGACGCAUGGGGCGGCGCAGUCUGACAGCCCUUCUUCUGGAACCCUGCUGGGCGAGCCAGGCCUGGAAGAUCUAGUGGAGGAUGCCAGUCCUCCUUUGUCUGGGUCCUGCCUAUCUCUGUCCACCAGUUGCCCCGAGGGCCCUGCCCCUACCCCCAGUUACUCAAACAGCUCAGCUCUUCAGAGUCAGCAGGUCUGGGGGGCUCAGGAGAGAGGGGCAGGCUCUGAGACUCCUGAGACCCAGACCCCGGGACCAGUAGGAGAGGGUCUUGGACCCCCACCAGGUAGCUCCCAGCAGGCUGACUUGUGGGCCUCUGAGGAGGAUGCCUUGAGCCCCUUCUUAUCUCAAGGGAGACAGGAUCCCCCCAGCCUCCCAUCCACAUCCUCUCCAGGGUCCAGGGAACCUUCCAUCCACUCUGGUCCAGAAGAGCUGCCCACCCCCCCAGAGCCUGCCUUCCCACCACCCCCUCUGCCCCCCUGGGCCAGCCACCGCCACGGGGGGCCCAGCCCUCUGUGCUCGCCCCUGCCUGGAGCCUGGCCCCUGACCUCUUCUUCCCCAGCCCCUGGGGAGCCAGACUCCCCCCCUGAGGGCUCCCCUGCCCCCCUCGGGGAGGACCACGCUGCAGCCACCCCAGCCUCCCUGCUUGUGCUUCUGCCCUUGGAGACACGACCAGCUGAGGAGUCACAGCCCAGCGCCAGCCCGCACCCUGUGAAGCCCCUCACCGCUGUCCCCGUGGAGGGCAGCCCCGACAGGAAGCCGCGCUCUAGUCUGAGCACAGCCCUGAGCAGUGGGCUGGAGAAGCUCAAGACAGUCACAUCUGGCGGUGUUCAACCUGUGGCUCCUGCUCCCCAGGUUGGCCAUGCUGCGGACACCAAGAGGCUGAAGGACUCGGGGGUGCUGGACCAGUCAGCCAAGUACUACCACCUGACCCACGACGAGCUCAUCUGCCUGCUCCUGCAGCGGGAGCGGGAGCUGAGCCAGAGGGACGAGCACGUGCAGGAGCUGGAGAGCUACAUCGACCGGCUGCUGGUGCGCAUCAUGGAGACCUCACCCACACUGCUGCAAAUCUCCCCUGAGCCCCCCAAGUAGCCCUCCCUCUUCACCCCCACCCUUUGGGGGGUUGGUGUGAUCCACUGUCCAAACAGGGUUGCACCCCCUCAGCAUCCCACCAAACUCGCUCACACGGGGCAGAGUGCAGUCUGUCCGCUGUGUCUCGCAUCCUCUCCUCCCUCCUGCCCAAACUGGGGCUGCAGGAAGGGGGGGGGGCGGCGCUUCAGAACUUCCAUCUGAGGCAGCAGGUUCCAUGCACAACUUGUGUGUCUUUGAGAGCUCUAGGUCUUUCCCACCUGCCUGUUUUCAUACCCCUCAGCUUUCAGGGCUCUGAGAAAUUGGAGCAAAGAAUUUGCUCAAGACCAAGCAGGGGUGAGCUGCAGUUUGACGCGGUACCUGGGACCUACGCUAUUGCCCCCAAAGACGGCCAGCCUGCCACGGCUAAACGCUUGCCCUUGCCGCGCCCUUCCACCUCUAGAGGCUCCUGGUGUUAUUACUGAGGCUGGGGCAGGUGGCAGGCUGCCCACUUAACCUGUGAUUUAGGGGCACCGGGAGCGCCUACUCGGCCUCUUUUCCCUCAAGAGCAAGGAGCUAGUGUCCCCUCCGCUGUGUCCUGACUCUGUUUUCCUCCGGCUGUUUGCAGAGUGAGCGUGGCGUGGAUGGAGUGGAAGUGUGUUCUCCAGGUGGCCCCCUGCCCUAAGUGUCACGUGUGAGUGAGAGAGAGUGAGUGGAAAACGGAGACAGGUGUGUGUGGGGGGGGGGGCCGUCCUCACCCACCUCCCAGAUGUGGGCCCCUCCAGGCCUCAGGCCUCUGGGCUGCUGAUGUUUUUGGGAUCAAGCCUCCAUCUCCAUCCUUGUUGCCUGUCCAGAUGCCAAAACUCUGUGCCGCUACAGGGUUUGAACUUUUGGAAAACCAUUAAAAUGUGCCUUUUGCGGAUGGGAUCAAGACUUCUCCCCAUGCUUGGUGCCCCCUCCCUCCCUGUGGAGCACGUGGGGCUGGAUCUCCCUGGGUCUUGGGGAUGGACGUGGACGGUAGUGGAGGGCGGGGGCAGCCCUCCUGUGUGCCGUGUCUUCCCCUGGCCUGGCAGUGCUGCUGCUGCUCUCAGCCUCCCCAGCCUCUUCUCCUCCUGGCAUAAUUGAGGAGGGGCUGUCUCAUCUAUCCACAAGCUGCUGUUCCAGCCAGUCCCUUCUGACCCAUGGCCUCAUCGGGCCUUGGCUACAAAGCGUCUGUCCUUUGAAACAGAGUGUCCUUUGGCCCAACCCCUGUUUGCUUGCAGAAAAUGCAGCAGGCUUCCCCAUGGCAUCUGCAGGGUGCCCUUAGGGGCUUGGGGCAAUCCUACCUUAGCAAAAGUUGUGGGGGUGCGGUGUUGAAGGAGCUACUUUUGGCCCAGUGAAGAGCUGAGCGCUGUAGGAUCACCUCUUUUUCAAGAGAGGGCUGUGGGACCUCUCAGAAAGCCCUGGAAAGAGAGCAACACUGUGGCUGAUGCCUUCUGCCAGGGUGAUGCAUCAGGGCCCCACAUGUGGGGGCGAGUCCCAGUAAUGUUACCUCCCUUCAGGAACAUUCAUCAAAUCCAACUGUUCACAGAUAGCUAGAAUUUUGGUCACGUUUGAAUGGGGGUAGUUGGAGUGAGGAGUUGGACUGGGGGGGGUCUCUCUUGGGAGAGAGGGCUCUGCUCGCUCCUCUACUAGGUCUUCCCCUGAGGUCUGUUCAGCCCCAGCCCUGACUCUGAACUUCCACUCUGAACUUCCAAAAUGCCUGGGGCAGGGAUGGCUCCAGAAGGAUUCUGAGUUGCAGCCCAAGGUUCUUGCUGGAUGUUGUUGUUCCCCGCCAUAAGUUGAGGAGAGCUGCAGGCGGGACGGGCAGGGAGCAGGCACAGUUCUGCUUUGCUGUUUGUCUUCCUAGUUGUAACUACUGUUUAUAAAGAGCUUGUUCUUCAUGUUUCCAGCACUUUAUGAAGAAUAAAAAAAUUCACAUACGGCAGGUG